AUGGCUGGUGACGCCGCCCAGAAGGCGGCCAACAAGGUCAACCCUUCCGAGGACGAGCUCAACCAGAUUGACAAGCCCGCUGAGGACAACACUUGGCACGAUGUCCCUGACCUUUCAAAGGACAACCUCAAGAACCAGGCUAGGUCCAAGUUCGAUGAGCAGAAGCCCUUUAACAAGGAGCAGGCCAAGGGUGCUCUUGGUGACGCUACGCAAGCUGCCCACCCCAGUGGCUCUCGUGACCCCGCCGACGCCGCUGAACUCGCUCGCCGUGACCAGCAAACCGGUGGCAACUCCGGUGUCGAUGCUACCAAGGGUGCCAUGGAGGGUGCUGACCGCCUCCAGCAGCAUGCUCGUGAGAACGUUCCUCAGGAAACUCAGGACCGUGCUCGCGAGGCCAGAGAGCGCACCAACAACUACAUGAAGGAGAAGCUUCCCAAGGAGCGCCGCGAGCAGGGCAUCUACCGCCUGAAGAAGAUGAUCGUCGAGAUCCAAGGCCACCAGGACNNUGUAUGUUGA
This is a messenger RNA of Aureobasidium uvarum, 516 nucleotides long. The record is from the annotation of a GenBank genome assembly. NCBI's taxonomy places the organism in Eukaryota, Fungi, Ascomycota, Dothideomycetes, Dothideales, Saccotheciaceae.